UUCCCAUUUUAAGUGGUCAGUGUCGAUGAAAACUGAAAACGUUUGGUGUUAGAGAGCACUAUGAAUUGCCACCACCCAUGUCAGCACGUGUAAUAAAGCUAACAGCAAUAUUACAGCAGCAGGACUCGACCUAUGACCGGCGCUGAUACUCCACGGUCCCUCACAGCUGACUGACCGACAGACGCACACAACAACACACACCCGGAAAACACCCGCCGUUCAUCAUGGAGCGAAAAGUGGCCAGGGAAUUUCGGCAUAAGGUGGAGCUGCUGAUUGAUAAUGAAGCAGAGAAGGACUAUCUGUAUGAUGUUCUCCGCAUGUACCACCAAUCCAUGGACAUUCCUGUCCUGGUCGGCGACCUGAAGCUGGUGAUAAAUGAGCCCAAACGUCUUCCGCUGUUUGAUGCCAUCAGACCCCUGAUUCCUCUGAAGCACCAGGUGCAGUACGACCAGCUCACGCCCAAGAGAUCCAGGAAGUUGAAGGAAGUCCGUCUGGAUCGCACACAUCCUGAGGGUCUGGGUUUGAGUGUUCGAGGUGGGCUGGAGUUCGGCUGUGGCCUCUUCAUAUCACAGAUAGUCAAAGAUGGACAGGCUGGAAAUGUCGGCCUGCAGGUUGGCGAUGAGAUUGUACGUAUUAAUGGCUACUCCAUCUCCUCCUGCAUUCAUGAAGAGGUCAUCAAUCUCAUUAAGACCAAGAAGAUUGUGUCUCUGAAAGUCCGCCACGUGGGAAUGAUUCCUGUCAAGAGCUCCUCUGAAGACCCUCUGAAGUGGCAGUUUGUGGAUCAGUUUGUGUCUGAAUCAGGGGAGAAAAAGACUAGUGUGGCUGGUUUGGCUUCAUUUGGAGGGAAAGAAAUCAAGGAAAAGAAAGUUUUCCUUAGUUUGGUGGGCACCAAAGGCAUGGGAAUCAGCAUAUCUAGUGGACCAACACAGAAACCAGGCAUCUAUGUGAGCAAUGUGAAGCCGGGAUCAGUCUCAGCCGAAGUGGGCUUACAGGUUGGCGACCAGAUUGUGGAGGUCAAUGGGGUGGAUUUCACCAACCUCAGUCAUCAAGAAGCAGUGCGAGUGUUAAAGAGCAGCAGGAGUCUAACCAUCACUGUCCUCACUGGAGCUGGAAGAGAGCUGUUUAUGACGGAUGAGGAGCGGCUGGCAGCUGAAGCUCGUCGUGAGCUUGAAAGACAAGAGCUAAUGCAUCAGAAGAGAGUGGCAUUAGAGACCAACAAAAUCAUCAAAGAACAGCAGGAGAAAGAACGCCAGAGGAAGAUGGAGAUAUCACAGAAGACUGCAGAGGAAGAAGAACGCCAUCGCAAAGAGAUGGAGAGAAUUGAAUCCGCGGAAAAGAAGCACCACAAAGAGUGGGAAGAAGAUUGGGGUUCCAAAGAAAAAUCCAAAUCUCCUUCCCCCUCCCCCUCCCCCCCACCACCUGCACGUAACACACCUUCACCCAAACCCAAAACCUCCACGUUCGGUUGGUUCUACCGUUACGAAGGAAAGUUGCCUACACUCAAAAAGAAAGGAAAAGAGACCAAAAAGAAGAAGAAGAUGUCCAAGACUGACACUCUCCCAGCUGAGAAAAAGAACAAGAAAGAGAUGGAGUUUGAGCUGAAACUUGCAAAGGAGAAGGAAGAGAUACUUGAGCGGGAGAAGCAGAUGAAAAUCAGCAGACUUCUGCAAGAGGUGUCAGAAACUGAGAGGGAAGAUCUGGAAGAGUCGGAGAAGGUGCAGCAUUGGGUGGAGAGGCUCUGUCAAACCAGAUUAGAGCAAAUCUCCUCAGUUGAAAAUGAUUCUCCAGAGAUGUCUCCAACCCGUUCCCCCUCGUCAACUGGUCCCACCAAUCGGAGGUUCCCUGGAGGAUUGACCUUGGCCACUACUGACCUUGAUGACAUCAAUUUAGAUGAUGUGGACCAGAGUCUAAGGCAACCUUUGAAAAGACUAGCCCCAACCCCACCUACAUCCAACCAAGCUCCCCGUCCCUUACCACUCCCUCCACCCUCACCCCGUCUUUACCACACAUCCAACUAUCGCCCUCCAUCUCCAAGAACACAGCUCCCAAUGCAACCCAGUCCCAGACCAGCCCCUCAACGCCCACCUUCUCCACCAGCCACUAGGGUACCCCCUUCCUCAAUAGGUCGUAGCCGACAACCUCCUGCCACCCCACUAUUCUCCUCCAGGGGUCUGUCCUCAUCUCAGCCACCUCCCCCGCCACCACCUCCUCCCCCUCCACCACCACCACCUCCUCCUCCACCACCUCCUCCACCCCUGCACAUGGAGGACAAGUACCAUGUAGGGCCGUCCAACUAUCCCCGCUCCCCAAGCUUAUCCGAACAGGGAAGCAGGUUUGGGGACAAUGGUUACCGACAGAGAGGGGGCUUCCACUCCACCAUUCCCAGUGAUCUCUCACGCCCACCCAGCCCGAAGGUGAAGAGAAACACAUCUCAUGCUAGCAGGAUAUCCACCUCUAAUAAUCCAAUGAAAAUUGCCCCCAGCCCUCCAAACCAGCGGAGACAGAUAAACCCUGUCAUGUCCAAACCCGUCAUGCUACCAAGUCAGACCUCACAUAGACCCACACUUCGCUCUGAGACCAUGCCCCCAGAGAUGCUCAAACGGAUGGUCACGUACAACACGUCCUUUAAAUCCAACAAGAAACAAGGAUUUCAAAAAUAUGUGGAUGAUUUUGACCCAUAUUCCAUGUUCAUGGCUGAGGAGAUAGCUGACAGAGAUGUACGACUUUUGAGAAUUAAGAAGGAAGGGAAGCUUGAUCUGGCCAUAGAGGGAGGAAUCGACUCCCCAUUGGGAAAGAUUGUGGUGUCGUCCAUCUAUGAGGGAGGUGCGGCAGAUAAACAUGGUGGUGUCGUGUCAGGUGAUGAGAUCAUGGCUGUGAAUGGAAAGAUCCUGACGGAUGUGACUUUAGCUGAAGGACAAACCUCAUUGGCUCAGGCCUGGAACAGUGGAGGGGACUGGAUUGACCUGGUCAUCGCAGUGUCUCCACCGAAGGAAUAUGAAGAUGAAGUCCCUAAAGCAGCAUCAGUCAGACCCACUGCAAAGAAAAAGGUUUUCCAAGGAAGUGCCCCUGUGUACAGACAGGGCUACGUCCUUCAGAUGAGGACCCCCCAUCCCCCAACCUGAUCACCACUAGCCCAGUGGUAAAAGCCCCCCAAACCCAUCCAUACCAUUCUGCAGUGUUCUGCAUCAUGUACAUGUGACAAUCUCUUUGUCAAUCUAGAAACCCACCCAGAUGUUUUCAGUUGGGGAUUUCCUGUGCUAAUGAUUCAGUUAUGCAAUAGUCAAUACUCUUGUUGACAAGGCUGUGCAGUCGUUCUGAUUGAUGUUGUUCAAAGGGACUGUUACAUGUCAUGGCUCGUGCAUUGAUUAUUACUGCUUUGAUCGGUUUUGCUACUGCAUGCUACUAUAAAUGUCUAUAGCACUACUGUGUGUGGAUUCGUGAAAAGAUACUGCCAUUGGUUCCCCAGAAACAAUCUUUGAAACUAAAACAGUUGACAGGGGAAUACAGAUGCUCAUGAAAACAACAUUUGUGUUUGAAAGCACUUAUUGCUGCGCCACAGGUAAUGGUGUGGUGGUUGCAGCAGAUAGUAAUUGUGCCUGGGAUAUUUCAUCCAAAAAUGCAAUUCUGUUAUCAUUUACUCACCUUCAUGUCAUUCCAGACCCAUACGAUUUUCAUUCAUCUUUGAAACACAAAAAGUGCAUUUUUAAAAUAAAGUCUUGAGAGAUUUCUGUUUGCCCAUUGAAAGUCCAUUCCAUUAAAAGUCCAUGAAUC
Messenger RNA from Onychostoma macrolepis, 3771 nucleotides. It is a transcript of the gene ush1c, whose product is annotated as Usher syndrome 1C. The transcript is spliced from 27 exons. NCBI's taxonomy places the organism in Eukaryota, Metazoa, Chordata, Actinopteri, Cypriniformes, Cyprinidae. The coding region runs from base 225 to 3122 and encodes 965 amino acids. Gene Ontology annotation, biological process: inner ear receptor cell stereocilium organization; retinal cone cell development; sensory perception of sound. The record is from RefSeq and is a predicted model, not a curated record. Gene Ontology annotation, cellular component: cilium; stereocilia ankle link complex; stereocilium tip. Gene Ontology annotation, molecular function: protein binding.